AAAACCGUCGGCUUGCCGCUAGCUGUGAAGCUGGAGCAGGAGAAGCAGAGGCAGCUGAGGCAGGUGAAGGUGUGAAUGUGAAUGUUUAUGGAUGUGGGGGAGACGGGAAGGGGUGACGGCGUGAAGACGAGACGGAGAAGAGCGAAGGGAGCACGGGGGAGUCCGCCGAGAGCAGGAGGAGCCGCGGACCGGGACGGCAGAGGAGAGGAGCGGGGCAGGAUGUCGGAGAGGAUCGCUUCGUGUGGGAGCCUGUGUGACAGCACCAACCUGCUGCUACAGUACUGCAACAACGAUGACACGGUGUCGGCCAGCAGCAACAUGGACAUGGAGGACAGAGUGUCCCACCUGGAGCAGAGGCUGCAGCUGCAGGAGGACGAGAUCCAGCUGCUGAAGGCGGCUCUGGCCGACGCGCUGCGUCGCCUCGGUUACUGCGAGGAGCACAGCCAGGGGCCGCAUGCAGGGGGCGCUCACGCUGGCAGGAGGCCGCUUGCUGCUGCCGCUUCAACGCCGCCUACCAAGGUGCGUCAGCUGCUGCAGGCUCUUCCCUCCAGGCCUCUGAGUAACGGCUACGUUCAACAGAAACGCCUCCUCUCCUCGCCGUCGUCGCCAAAGAAAGAGGUGCUGCAGUCCAUCAAGAGGAAGAGCAUGUCCACAGAAAGACUUACCCUGGUCCGCAGAGAGAUGGCAGCAGAGAGUCGGAGUCGGACCACGUCCUCCAGCAGCUCCUCCGGUGGGAAAAGCAAAUCCAAAGAAUGCACCUACAAUGCAGAGGACGGCUACGUGAGGAUGUUCCUGCGCGGUCGUCCCGUCACCAUGCACGUCCCCGACCAGCAGCGGGACGGCUUCAACCUGGACCACAAGGUGGCGCUGCCGGACAAAAAGCUGAAGCUUCAGUGGGUCUACGGCUACCGUGGCCGCGACUGCCGCUGCAACCUCUACCUGCUGCCCACCGGGGAGAUCGUGUACUUCAACGCGUCGGUGGUGGUUCUGUACAACACUGAGGAGCAGCAGCAGAGACAUUACCUGGGACACAACGAUGACGUCAAAUGCCUGAGCGUUCAUCCUGACAUGGUAACCAUAGCAACGGGUCAGGUGGCUGGAAACUCCAAGGAUGGAAAGCUUCUCGCUCCUCACGUCCGCAUCUGGGACUCGGUGAGCCUCAACACGCUGCAUGUGAUCGGCAUGGGGGCGUUCGACAGAGCCGUCACCUGCGUCUCUUUCUCCAAGUCGAACGGCGGCUCCUUCCUCUGCGCCGUGGACGACGCCAACGAUCACAUCCUGUCAGUCUGGAACUGGCAGAAAGAGAAACAACUCGCUGAAGUGAAGUGCUCCAACGACUCUGUGCUGGCUGCCGUGUUUCAUCCCAUGGACACGAAUCUGAUCGUCACCUGUGGAAAGUCGCACAUCAACUUCUGGACCAUGGAGGGAAACGCGCUCACCAAGAGGCAGGGACUGUUUGAGAAACACGAGAAACCAAAGUACGUUCUGUGUGUGGCCUUUGCUGAAAACGGCGAUGCCAUCACAGGAGACUCCAGUGGGAACCUCUACGUCUGGGCCAAAGGUGGUAACCGCAUCAGCCAGGUGGUGUCGGGUGCACACGAAGGCGGCAUCUUCUCCGUUUGCGUCCUGAAGGACGGCACCAUGGUGUCCGGAGGCGGGAAAGACCGCAAGGUGGCGCUGUGGGACCACAACUACAGGAAGCAGGCGGAGAUGGAGGUGGGCGAGUCGCUCGGCCCGGUCCGGGCUCUGGCUGAGGGGAAACCAGGUGAGCUGUUCGUCGGAACCACCAAGAACGCCAUCAUCAGAGCGGCCUUUCCCGACACCUUGACCCCCAUCGUACAGGGUCACACAGACGAGCUGUGGGGGCUGGACGUCCACCCCUCCAUGGAGCAGUUCGUUACCUGCUCUCAGGACAAGCAGGUCCACCUGUGGGACACCAGCACCCACCAGCCGCUCUGGAGCAAGACCCUGGAGGAUCCGGGAAGGUGUGCAGGUUUCCAUCCCAGCGGCGCCGUUCUGGCUGUGGGAACCAUGACUGGAAGGUGGUUGGUGCUGGACACCGACACCCGGGAUUUAGUUUCUAUGCACACCGACGGCAGCGAGAUCAUCUCAAACGUCAAAUACUCUCCAGAUGGUAACUUCCUGGCUGUUGCCUCCCAUGACAACUUCGUCUACAUCUACGCCGUGAGCGAGAGCGGCAAGAAGUACAGCCGCGUGGGCAAAUGCACUGGUCACUCCAGCUUCGUCACCCAUCUGGACUGGUCUGCAGACAGCCAGUACCUCGUCACCAACUCAGGAGACUACGAGAUCCUCUUCUGGGAGGCAUCCAGUGGUAAACAUGUGACCAACAUGGACACGGUGCGCAACCUGGAGUGGGCCACCUCUACCUGCACUCUGAGCUUCAGCACCUUCGGAAUCUGGCCAGACGGCGCCGACGGCACGGACAUCAACGCCGUGUGCCGCUCACAUGAUGGCUCCCUGCUGGCCUCUGCUGACGACUUUGGCAAAGUGCAGCUGUUCUCCUUCCCCUGCUCCCAACCAAGGGCUCAGAGUCAUGAGUACAGCGGCCACAGCAGUCAUGUGACCAACGUCGCCUUCCUGCACGACGACAGUCACCUGAUCUCCACCGGCGGGAAAGACACCAGCAUCCUGCAGUGGGUCGUUGCCUAGGCAACGCUCUGUCCGACCCCGCAUCACCAGAUUACCCUCCCCCGCCAGCAGGUGGCAGCACCUCUCUGUGCCUACGGCUGCAUAACCAACCGGACCGACCCGCAGACGUCCAAUCAGAACCGUGUGAGACGGAAGAGAAACAGUAACAUCAUGGCUGACCUGUGACCUUUAGCGUUAGUACUUCCUGUGCCUGAACUGUGUUCAUUUCGACCCCCUUUAACAGGAACUCCACCUGAUUUCAUUUGGGCCGAAUGUGGCUCCUUUGUUCUACAGAGCGGUUCCGAACGCCCGGGUUUGGGUUUCACUCGUUUGUUAUGAUGUUUGAAGGAAACUUCAGACGUUUCUGCUUCAUGUUGAGCAAAUUGAUGCAAAAACCUCAGAAGAAACGUCGUUCUUCCACAGAAUCAGAGGAUCUGACUGAAACGGGUUGAAAACCAGAUCGCUCCCGGGAUUUGUUUAGGCCAAAUGCAGUCUGAGUGAAGUUGGCCAACAUCUUUCUCUAAUCUAACAGAAUUGGUGCCGAAUGUUUGGCAGCACAAAAUUUGUUUCUGCUUUUUCCCUUUUUUCCUAAAGGUCAAAAGGUCAACCAGCCCCUCCCACAUCACCCAGAUCUAGUAACAUUGGUGUGAAAUGUUUGUGCUGCGUUUGUGCCGCUGUCAUUUUAAGGACGUUAAUAAAUGUUUCCAGAGGCCAUGAAAGGUCAAGCAGCCAAAUAAAAUUGGUCAAACGUUUGUGCAGCAAAAGUUAUUUUUGUUUGAGUUGCCUUUCCUUUGGAGAUAUUAAUCAGAGCCUAAAGGUCAAAAGGUCAACUAGCCCCUCCCUCAUUACCCAGCUCCAGUUUGUGCUACAUUUGUGCUGCUAUCAUUUUAAAAUUUCACAAAAUCAAACAAAUUCUGAGCCGAUCGACCGAAGCUGCGUUUGUGCAGCAGAAUUUUAAUUUGUGCUGCUUUAACUUUGAGGAUAUUGAUGAUGAUGUCUGGAAACGCUUUGAUUAAUACCUUUAAAGUGACAGCAGCACAAACAAAAAUUUAUGCUGCACAAACGUUUGACACCAAUGUUGUUAGAUUUGAAGAAAGUUGUCCAACUUCAGUCCGUUUGUUUCUCUGAACACGCACAAGUUUCUCCUCUAAACACACAAAACUAGUUUCUCCUUUAAACUUGAAAUAAACUCCUGCAGGGAUUUAGCAGUCGAAUGUAACGACCAACGUUUUAAACUUCAAAGUGGGAGAGGCCUGUGUGUGUUUUUGUUUUUUCAGCCGUAAAUGAAACGGGUGGAGUUCUGAUUUCAGCAAACCGAGGACGACGCCGUCGCCUUCUUCUCUUCCACUUCGAGUCCCAGAAAUCGAUCGAUUGUCCCUUAAAUGUUCUCGUUUAGCUUUCGGUACGAAGCGCCUGUUGCAUUUCAUGCUGCUGUCUGAUUGUACUACUGUAACCAUGCUGAGCAGGCACUAGAUGGCGCUGCAGUGCAAGAAAAGGAGCAUGACUGAGGCUGCUGUAGAUGCUCUUCAUAAUGUCUGUAAGCUUUGUGCUCCUCAGUGGGUUUGAGUGCCGUGAUAUUUUAAUAUUUAUCUCUGACGUUACUGAUAUAAUCGUGGCUCUUUAGCUGUGGACUCAACCAUGAUGCUGUGCUGUUGCAGUGAGCUUAAGCUGUGCUUCGCCUUCUGUUUUGGUAAUAAAUAUUCCUUUUUUAAUCUGAA
Molecule: messenger RNA, 4367 nt
Organism: Poecilia latipinna (sailfin molly)
Lineage: Eukaryota; Metazoa; Chordata; Actinopteri; Cyprinodontiformes; Poeciliidae
Gene: eml2
Product: EMAP like 2
Exons: 22
Coding region: 82-2670 (862 amino acids)
Biological process (GO): microtubule cytoskeleton organization
Cellular component (GO): mitotic spindle
Molecular function (GO): microtubule binding
Source: RefSeq, a predicted model, not a curated record